Molecule: messenger RNA, 6552 nt
Organism: Drosophila gunungcola (fruit fly)
Lineage: Eukaryota; Metazoa; Arthropoda; Insecta; Diptera; Drosophilidae
Gene: Nup98-96
Product: nuclear pore complex protein Nup98-Nup96
Biological process (GO): protein import into nucleus; RNA export from nucleus; post-transcriptional tethering of RNA polymerase II gene DNA at nuclear periphery
Cellular component (GO): nuclear pore cytoplasmic filaments; nuclear pore
Molecular function (GO): structural constituent of nuclear pore
Source: RefSeq, a predicted model, not a curated record
AUUUAAACCAAGCUUGUGAUUUGAAGUUUGAACAAAACGCAGACAAAAUUUCUUUAGUUUUUCGUUCUUUGUUGAAGUGUAUUGUUUUCUAUCCCUCGCGCAAUCUGGCCACACUGUUGUCUGCAUUUUCGUCACAUCGUGAAAAAAUCGGCGCGCCAUUUCUGAGCACUUUUGCGUCUGGCUCGCUCUGUUUGUGCAGACUAGGCAAAUUCGCGAGUAUUUAUUUGUAUUUGACAGAGCCCGGCCCGCCCCCAAUACCUGGAAAAGGUCCCGCCGCCACCAUUUUGACAAACGUGGUGAAAUCAAAGCAUUGCUCAUAGCGAUACUUUGCAUUUUGGAGGACAAAGGGGAUUUACCAAGUAUAUGUGAGACAUCUGACCAUCGACACUGAGCAACAUGUUUGGCGGCUCGAAACCCAGCUUCGGCACCACCCCGACGGCUUCAAGCUUCGGCGGCUUCAGCGGCACCACGGCGGCCACUCCGUUUGGGCAGUCGGCGUUUGGCAAACCGGCGGCUCCGGCCUUCGGGAACACCUCCACCUUCGCCGCCCAGCCGGCGCAGCAGUCGCUCUUUGGAGCAGCGGCCACGCCUGCUCAGCCCGCUGGAGGUUUAUUUGGGGCCAACACAUCCACUGCUUUCGGGAGCACCGCCACAGCGCAGCCCACGGCAUUUGGAGCCUUCUCGCAACCGCAGCAAACCUCGAACAUAUUUGGAUCCACCCAGACGCCAGCAAGCACCUCCCUCUUUGGCUCGUCGACGUUGAACGCCUUUGCACCUCCAAACGCCAAACCGACGAUGACGGCCUUUGGACAGACGGCUGCCGCCCAGCCAACUAGCUCUUUGUUUGGCCAACCUGCUGCCGCCACUAGCACCGCAGGAUUCGGAUCCUUUGGAACCACUGCGCCCACCACCACCAGUGUGUUUGGCAGCGGCACAGCCUCGGCUUUUGCCCAUCCGCAGGCCACAGCCGUGGGAGCGACUGGGGUCAAUACGGGCACCGCCGUAGUGAAGUACCAACCCACUCUCGGCACCGAUACCCUGAUGAAAAGCGGUCAGCCCAACAAUGUCAACACCAAGCAGCACUGCAUCACGGCCAUGAAGGAGUACGAGGGCAAGUCGCUGGAGGAGCUGCGCUUGGAAGACUAUAUGUGCGGGCGCAAGGGUCCGCAGGCGGGCAGUGCUCCGGGGGCCUUUGGAUUCGGAGCUCAGGUGGCGCAGCCCGCCCAACCGGCGGCCGGUGGAUUGUUUGGCAGCACGACGCAGCCGAGUACGGGUCUGUUCGGUCAGGCGGUGACCGAAAACAAGAGCAUGUUCGGCAGCACUGCCUUUGGGCAGCAGUCAGUGGCUACCAACGCCUUCGCAGCAACUGGACAGCAAAACAACUUCCUGCAAAAGCCCUUUGGAGCCACCACCGCCACGCCCUUCGCCGCCCCAGCAGCAGAUGCGUCCAAUCCCUUCGGUGCGAAGCCAGCCUUUGGACAAACAGGAAGCCUGUUCGGACAGGCACCUGCGACCAGUGCCGCUCCUGCUUUCGGACAGACGAACACUGGAUUCGGAGGCUUUGGAUCCACUGCGGGCGCUACCACGCAGACGUCGCUAUUUGGAACCACACCCGCCACCGAUCCAAAUAAGUCGGCCUUUGGACUGGGCACUGCUGCGCCGGCAGCCAAUACCGGUUUUGGAUUUGGAGCUCCGGCCACGAGCACUGCAGGCGGAGGACUCUUUGGAAGCAAGCCCGCCACGAGCUUCGCUGCACCUGCUUUUGGAGCCACCUCCACGGCCAGCGCACCAUUCUCAGGCUUUGGUAUGAGCGCCAGUACACCAGCCACGGGCGGAGGACUCUUCAACUCGGGACUGAACAAGCCGGCAACCUCGGGAUUCGGAGGGUUUGGAGCCACCACUGCAGCACCACUUAAUUUCAACGCAGGCAACACGGGCGGAUCGCUUUUCGGAAAUGCGCAAAAGCCAGGAGGAAGCCUCUUUGGAGGAGCAACCACGACCUUGGGCGGCACGGGAGCUGCCCCAACUGGAGGACUUUUUGGAGGCAAUACUGGUGGCUUCGGAGGCGUCGGCGGCUCCUUGGGCGGCGGAUUUGGCGGUGUCGGGGCAAACAACUCGUUAACCGGAGGACUCAUGGGCGCCCAGCCCACAAUGGGUAUUAUGACGCCCUCAUACCAGCCCAUACACCAGCAGAUUCUGGCCAGAGUCACUUCACCCUAUGGAGACUCUCCCAUUUUUAAGGAUCUGAAGCACAGCGACGAGGCAGACGCAACCAGGGCCACAAAUCCGGCUGCCCAGCAGGCGGUGUUGGACAUGAGCAACAACCAGUAUAAGAUUGCCACCAAGGACAGUCUGGCGCCAGUGAAGGUGAAAGCCCUGGGCAGCACUCUGAAUAGAAAAUCACUUUUCGAUGGCCUCGAGGAAUUCGAUGCGACUGUAGAGGGUUUUAAUCUGAAGCCCAAUGCCAAGCGUUUGGUUAUCAAGCCCAAGGUAAAGAACGUGGAGAGCGGAAAUCCCUCUAACUCGAUCGGCAGUCGUCCCAGCACGCCCCAGUCUCACCCCAAAGUGGCAACUCCCAGCAAAGAACGCGAAUCUUUUGGCGGAGCCAUUCCUAGUGAACCACUACCACCAGCAGGAAACUCCCCUGGAGCGCCAAAGGGAAGGGAUAGCCGCGACAGCCAGGACAUCAGUCGCCGAGAGUCGUGGCUGCAUCCGAACAACCUGGAGAAGGUGCGCCAGCACAACAUUCAGACCGGAAUGGAUCAGGGAUCGCCCCACAACAGCACCGUCAACGAGCUGGUGCCACGCAAGCCGCUGGACACAUACCGACCCUCGUCCACCGUUCGCCUCUCAGUGUCCACCAUCCCGGAGAACCCGUUUGAGGAUCAGUCUAGCACAAUAGCCCGGCGCGAUACGUUCACCUCGGAUCAGGCCAACGACAGCGUGCUCUCGAGCAGGUCUCACGAGGCGGAAGACAGCACGGCGAAUCGGUCCCGCCUGGCCAUCGAGGCGGCAGCUGCAGAGCCGGCAGACUACGAGGCCCAUCCCACUGGCAUUGUGUUGCGACGAGUGGGUUACUAUACGAUUCCAUCGCUGGAUGACCUGCGCUCCUACCUAGCCGAGGACGGAUCCUGUGUGGUUCCAAAUUUUACGGUGGGUCGCGAGGGCUACGGCAAUGUAUUCUUCGGCAAGGAGAUGGAUGUGGCUGGUCUGAAUCUCGAUGAGAUCGUUCACUUUCGCAACAAGGAGGUUAUUAUUUACCCUGAUGACGACAACAAGCCGUCCAUUGGCAAUGGCCUGAACCGAGACGCGCAGGUCACCCUAGACCAGGUGUGGCCUCUGGACAAGACCAAGCACGAGGCCAUCAAGGAGCCGCAACGCCUGCUCGAAAUGGACUGGGAGGGCAAGCUGCGUCGGGUGUGUGACAAGAACGAUACGCGCUUCAUUGAGUACCGUCCGGAAACAGGCAGCUGGGUCUUCCGCGUCAAGCACUUCUCCAAAUACGGGCUGGGCGACAGUGACGAGGAGGACGACGUGCCCACCGACCCAAAGAAGGCCAAAAUGGCGGCGCUUGAGGCCCAGCAGAGGGCAACCGCUGAAAAAAUGACACUUACCUCGCUUCGCCAGGCGCAGAAGAUUUCGGAGGACGCAGCUCGUAACCUGGAUCCCAAGUCGUUGGUCGCUGGAGUGGCCAGCGGAUUCCGGCCAAUGGAUGACACAGCCGAGUUUAUGUUAAUGGACAAGACACAAUUUUUCCAAGCCGGAGCUAACUCAGAUUUCUCCAUGUUUGAUGCGCCGCGCCAUCGACCAACCAUCACCAGCCCCACGGCCGCCCUGGCCCAGCAUAUGGUGGGUAACGAGACGCACAAAAUGCAGCUGAUGAAGUCGUCUCUUUUUGUGGACGAUAAUGCCAGCGAGGACGAGCCCAUGGAACGACAUCUUCGUCAUCGUACAUCCUUCAAUGUGGAUCUCAAUGCCUGGAAAGAUGGGGCAUCCGAGUGCUCCAGUCAGUACGAUUUUGGACACCCAUCGCCUGCCCUGCCAGUCUCUUCUUCUGUCUCUGAGGCCAGCCUGUUGUGUGAUGCCAACUACGAGGGGACCUCUUCGAUGGCAACUGGCAGCAUCGUGGCACCCCUAAAGGAUAACAAGACGGAGUCGACUGUCGUUAAGGCCUUCAAGUUUGUGUGCAAGCCGAAAGUGGCUGCGGUUAAGGUGCACGCCACCACGGUUCCCUUGCCGCGAUCCAUUGCUCAUGAAAUGCGCCAUAAGUGGAUCGCCGAUUUGGGAUUCUACAAGGGGCGCAGCUUUAAGCUGAGCUUUGGCCCGCAUAACUCGUUGGUUCUGCCCAACACCUUCAACAACAUGCUUAACCUCAAAGAAUUUACUGGACCAUCCCUGCCCGCCUCAAUGGUUUUUGCGCCCCGCUCGGCCACCGAUAUGUCGCACAAUGUGAUGCAACUGGUACAAUUUCACAUGGUCAAAGGAAACGAGGGCAUUCUCGAGAGCAUUGUUCCCCAUUUGGAGGUUCAGCUGAGCGACUGCAUUUCGGUUGAGGUGGAGGGCAGCGAGUGCCCUUGGAUACAGCCCGAAAGCGGAACCACACUGGUUUCGAAGCACUUCUCCGAGUCGCUGAAGCAGAGGAACGCUGGCCUGAAAGAAGAGUACGCCGUGUCCGUGUGGUCGCUCCUGUUCGCGCUCUGGGGCGAUCACGAUGAGCUGGUGGAUUUGGAAAAGAACUCCCACUACACGGUCAUGUGUCGGCGCAAUCUUUUAUCCGAAUGGCUUGAGAACACGCUGAUGGCUAAGGAUCUGCUCUCGAAGAAGGUGAGCAGCUACAGCUAUCUUGAACACAUGUUGGAGCUGCUCAGCUGCCACCGGGUAAAUGAAGCUUGCGAGUUGGCCUUUAACUACGAUGACGCCAACCUGGCCCUCGUGCUGGCCCAACUUAGUUCAGGAGCUGUUUUCCGGCUGCUGAUGGAGGAGCAGCUGUAUGCCUGGCAGCAGAGCAAGUCGGACAAGUACAUCGACCUGGAGCGCCUGAAGAUGUACAUGCUUGCCGCCGGAGUGCCCAUGAUGCAGUCUUCCCAGGGGGCCAUCAAUUUGCUGGAGGACAACAACUGGCUGACAGUGCUGGCCAUGCAACUGUGGUACUUCACAGCCCCAACCUCCACCAUCACGGAUGCCCUUAAUGCCUAUAACAAGGCUUUCCAAGCGGAGGAGUGCUAUGCAGAGCCACCGAAGCCCAGCUACAAGGACGCACCCACUGAAACUAAGAAACCUGUUUACGACCUGCGCUACCACCUGCUCCAGCUUUACUCGAAGCGAACGCAUUCCCUGGAAGAGACCCUCAACCCGAUAACUCAUACCGCCGAUCCCAUGGACUUCCGUCUAAGCUGGCUGCUGUUACAAACUCUGCGAGCUCUUGGCUACCGCCACUGUUCUCCUUUAACGGAGGCUCGUCUCUCCGUGGACUUCGCUAGCCAGCUGGAGAACGAAGGGCUCUGGCAUUGGAGCAUCUUUGUGCUGCUGCACAUCAAGCGGCGGCCACAAAGGGAACGAGCAGUUCAGCAAAUGCUGGAGCGGAACGUGAGCGUAUCCGCCAAGGUGCCACUGAAUGCGGAGGAACGCUUUGUCGUCGAGGAGUUGGGUAUUCCGAUGUCUUGGGUGGACUAUGCGAAGGCGGUGAAGGCCGGUGCCUCUGGAAUGCGUCACCUUCAGGCCAAGUACUUGCUGAAGGCCAAACAUUUUGCACCGGCGCACGAGGUCAUAUUCCAAUACAUUGCACCCCAUGCCAUCAUAAACGGAAAAUUGGAUUAUCUGCACAACCUGCUCAUUCAGUUCGAGGACACAGAGGGCAGCAGCAUCCGGGUGCCCAACUGGGCCAACCAGGGCCAGAUAUUCCUGGACUUUAUCGACAUCAGUGCCAAGUUCAAUCAAAUCCGUAAUGUGACUAACAUUGCCGAUAUCAAUGCGCGCUGGGAGAACUUGAAGCCGCAGCUAAGCGAACUCUGCUCGCGCAUCGGCCUCCUACCGUGUCCCACCUCCAAGCACCGGCUCUGCCAGAGUGAGAUUUCACAGAGUCUCAGCUGUCUGGUGCGCGGCUUGUGCAUUGUCUGCCCCGAGAUGGAAACAUCGUCUGUGCUGAAAGUGGCGCUGGAGCGACUUCCGCUGCCGCAGGAGUUCUCCUCGAAGGAGCUGCGCAUUUGGUUGGAGGAACUGCUGGAGAAGAUCGAGAACGAGCCGCCGCGUAGCCAGCAGGAGCAGCAGCAGAAGCAGCAGCAGCAGCCCACCCUGAUGGAGACAUAGGAGCUGCUAAAUGCUUCAAGAUACAAUUUCUAGUUUAGGUUCGAAUUAACUUAGGUAUAAUCAAUUGAUUAGCAUCUCCCUCGCACACGAAAGAAAGCCAGCUGUAGAAUAGGUUCGAGAACGGCAUCAUGUAUUUGUGAUUGCUUUAUAGUUAGAAAUGUUUCGUCAUAAAAGAGACCAUACCAGAAAAAUGAUAGAUUUUGUUGAUUUGUUUUCAUAAUUACUUUUUGAUCACUCCCGGUAUAA